AUGCGCUUCCAUCAUCUUCAAACUCUCAUCGCUGCCUCCCUGGCUGUUUCAGCCUAUGGAUCGAUCAUCCCCGAUGAGGCCCCUGCCAAAGGAUACGAGGUCUUCAUCCCAGAGUGGGAGCUUGAGCUCACCCCUGGUGGCGAGAAGGCCUUUCUGAAUGGAACAGUUCAGGAGGUAUUCGACGAAAUUCACCAUAUGAACCCUCUGUAUUCCAAGGCUUUCGGCCUCGAUUUGUAUCCUACUACGCCCCCUAGUGCCAAAGAGAAGCGAGCCGACUUCAGCGAUGCCAGAGUCAUCUGCCAAAACUUCCCGGCCGGUUCGGUCAGUGCUGGAUAUGAUGUAAUCAGGUACCUCCGAGCAUUUCCUGGGAAGCCUAUAAAUGAUGCCGGUCCGGGGACUUGCGGUCGCGUCAGCUGCUCCUGGGGAACAGCAAUCUGGUGGUGCAAUGAUGAUAACAAGCUCAAGACUCUGAAUUCCUUUGGCAGCAUUGCUGAUGGUGCUGACAAGGUCUGGGGAAUGUGCACGGAUCGCAAUAGCCACUACGACAAGGCCUCUGGACAAGCAUUCCACGAUACCAAUUGCAACGUAAUCAUCCGCAAUGCCGAUUGCUAA
Colletotrichum orchidophilum is the source of this 612-nucleotide messenger RNA. RefSeq lists its product as uncharacterized. Lineage: Eukaryota; Fungi; Ascomycota; Sordariomycetes; Glomerellales; Glomerellaceae. The coding region runs from base 1 to 612 and encodes 203 amino acids. The transcript is spliced from 3 exons. The record is from RefSeq and is a predicted model, not a curated record.